This is a messenger RNA of Colletotrichum acutatum, 309 nucleotides long. RefSeq lists its product as uncharacterized. NCBI's taxonomy places the organism in Eukaryota, Fungi, Ascomycota, Sordariomycetes, Glomerellales, Glomerellaceae. Bases 106 to 273 code for a protein of 55 amino acids. The record is from RefSeq and is a predicted model, not a curated record. The transcript has a single exon.
AGAAAACGGUACUAUAGCUCCGCUUAUUGUUGAUAGUAGAUUGGAUAAAAUUGCUCUGAGCAUCUAUAAGAGGCGGAUUUUGAGCUAUUAAACAAUUCUUCCCAUAUGGAAAACAUAUUCCUAACUUCAAACUAUCAAACGAAUGAAUUGAAUCCGCCCAAUCAUGACAAAUGGAAGUGGCGUACCUUUAGAAAGCGCGUGAGGUCAUAUAGAGUUGAAGGUAGGAUUAAGUUUAUGCGCACAAAUUUUCAUAUCUUCUUGAUUGGUAUUUGAGUCUUAAGAGAGGUAAAGAGGAGGGGAACAAGAGGG